Molecule: messenger RNA, 2763 nt
Organism: Poecilia latipinna (sailfin molly)
Lineage: Eukaryota; Metazoa; Chordata; Actinopteri; Cyprinodontiformes; Poeciliidae
Exons: 12
Coding region: 167-1636 (489 amino acids)
Biological process (GO): regulation of transcription by RNA polymerase II
Cellular component (GO): nucleus
Molecular function (GO): RNA polymerase II cis-regulatory region sequence-specific DNA binding
Source: RefSeq, a predicted model, not a curated record
CACUCCUGUGUUUUCAGGUGAGAGGACGCAGCGGACUUAGCGAGGCCUGUAAUUUUCCACCGCCGUAGCGUGGACGUAAAGAAGGGGAAGUGGUUUCCAGACUUCUUCUCCUGAAAUAGUUUCUUUAGACCCGACGCCAAGGCGGAAUAUUGUUUGGCAAGAAAAUAUGUCGAAGAGAAAAAGGCCUUCGCUGAAAUCCUGUUGUGUGCAAGAGGAAGUGGAAGAGAAAUCUGGGGACAAAAAGUUUGGCUUAAGGCAAGCAAGAGCUAAAUCUUUUAAUGCGUACAGUGACCAAAGUGAUGGGAAGAAGAAGAUUAAAGACAAUGGCAUUACAAAGCAAAAUGGAAUCUGGUUUGUGACUUGUGAAAACAAAGAGGGAGUUAUGGACAUAGAGAAGCUGAAAAAAGGUGAGAAUUGCAUAGAGUGUCGGGGCCUGUGGUUUACCCCCCCUGCCUUUGAGGAGUUUGCAGGACGAGGAGCGUGCAAAAAAUGGAAAAACAGCAUAUGCCAUGAAGGAAGACCUCUGACUCACUGGUUUGCGAAAGGUAUUCUGUCCACAACUGGAUAUCAAAGAAGAGGAGCUGAGCCUAUGAAGAAGGUUAAAGUUUCAUCAAGAAAAAUGGAAAACAAGCCAACAAAAAGCGUCCACAAGUUCCAGGGAUCUAAGCGCAGUAAAUAUAAGAGAUCUUCCUCCUCGGUGACCCAGAAAAGCAUCCCUCCAGGAGAGUUUACCCCCUCAGCAGAGGCAGAAGUACGGCCUGUUCAGAGUCCUGAGGGAGGUCGUAGUAAAGAUGGCCACCACCAGUCAGACAGCGACGAGUUUCUGAAGAGAGGCCAAAGAAAUGGGGAUGAUCCGGAUGAGAGAAACGACAACCACAGUAUAAACUCAGGAGACGCUGAGGAUGAAAAUAAAACGGACAACGGGGAUGUGCCUGCUGAUGCUGAUUACCCUGACGACCGCGGCGACGCCAGAGAAAGUCCUGAGGACUCGGAUGCUGCCAAAGCUCAGCAGCAGGAGAUGAAGAGGAAAAACAAAGCGAUCAUCAGAAGGCUUUCAGAGAGGUCGAGAGCCUGUAAGGCGAAACGGCGUCCAAAAGGUAGCUGGUGUGAGCCUUUGGAGGACAACGCUCGCGUUGAGGAGACUGAAGGCGACGCGGCCGUCGCUGAAGGAAAAAACUUGAUCAACGAGAACCUCGGUGCCUCUGCAGAGCUCGUCGUUAGUAGCAACGGUGACAGGAUCGAUGAGGAGAAAGAUGCAGUGUUGGAGAUGAGGUCACCUCAACAUGCAGAGAUGACCUCAAGUCCACUUGUCAAGAACCAAACAAGUGACCCGAUGUGUCUUUCUGUUGCACCUGCAAACCUGCUGCUUCCGUUUGUUAAUAAAGAGAUUAAUGAGAAGGACGCAGAUGAAGCCAAACCGGAUCAUGACGAAGCAGAAUUGGAAAGGUCAGAGACAUGCAUCAGAGUCUCAGACUGUCGGAACGUCUCGGAGAAGAUGGAGGACGGAGCUUCAGACGGCUCCGACGUGGAUGCAAUGGAUGUCGAUCAGCUGAAGAAGGAAAAACUAAAGAUGCAGCUUAAAGUUUUAAAAUUGCAAGAGGAAUAUUACACACUGAAGCUAAAUAACUUAAAAUAAUGACGAGAAAGAUUUUAGUGUCAACACUGUAAAUGACUAGUUAGCUUUCUUUCUGGUUUUUUUACAUUUUACUAGAAAUUAGAUUUAGCGAGGAUUGUGGUAAUUGGCACACAGACCAAAAAUUUUAUCAAUUCAGAUUUUAGAUUCAAAAUGUGCCAAUUUUAUCAUUUUUACAACUUUUCUUUUUAAACAUGUUCCACAUUGUACAUCACUAAUUUCCUUGUCAGAAAAUGUCAUAAUCGCCAAGGAGACGAGACAGAAAGUAGCAAUGACACAGUUUGAAAUUUACAGAAAAGUGGAGGAAGUGAGAAGAACUGAGCAGCUUAGAAACAUAUCUAACCGGCACCCCACAGUGAAAUUUAAAACCCCUCUGUGGUUUAAUUUAAAACCCCAUCUACCUGUAAUUCACCCUGCCGGUGAGCAACUCUUUGUUAUAAAAUCUGUAAUUUAAAACACUAAUAUUUUAUCUGCAUGCAUUCAAGUUAGAUGUAAUUUCUGCUCCGGUUCUGACCGGCAUUAUUACUUUGACGACCAAAAACGUUGGUCUCUCUUUUCUUCAAACAGCUCUGCAGCGGUUGUUUAAACCUCACUUUUCUUCAUAUAAUCAGUUUGUGUUUUACUUAUGAUGGUUUAAAUAUUUAUAGUUUUAUUGUUAUUAAAAUCAUUUACGCUGUUUCACAGCGUAAACUCUGUUCACCUCGACGUCUUUACAUAGCUCACAUUCGAACACAAGAAAAUAUUGAGUGAUUUUCAUUUACAGAUUGAAAAGUAUUUCUUUUUCUAAUACCCAGAAGGUCACCUCUGAAGGUCAACUUCCAAGGUCAAGGUGUUAUUAUUAUUACUUAUAAGUGCAAAACUAGCAACCAAUUCUGGAAAUCUGAAAUUUCUAAUCAGUUUAUCUUACAGUUUUGAAAGAGGUGUUUUCAAAUACCAUAGUUACAAACCUGUGAGUAACCCUGAGAAGAAAAUAAAUAUUUACUGUUGCAUUUCAUGCAUUCAGCUGUUUACAGUUAUUUUGACUACAUUUUGCAUUUGCUUUCCCUAAGAAUGUCUCUGUUUCUUAGUGUACAUGUCAGACGCUGCUGUAUUAAGGUCUGUCUCAAGUUUUCUACUCUGUUUUCUUUUUG